Pelobates cultripes (western spadefoot toad) is the source of this 9114-nucleotide messenger RNA. The record is from the annotation of a GenBank genome assembly. Lineage: Eukaryota; Metazoa; Chordata; Amphibia; Anura; Pelobatidae.
AGGCUGUGGAGGGAAUAUAACUCAGAUUGGUUCCAGCAGUUUUCCAUCAUCUCCCAAACAAGCCACAGCCAGUACAUUGUGAGCCCCCAGAUUACAAUUCAAACAGCAGGAAACGGCAAAUGAGAAAAUAAGGAGCAGAGUGUGGGGGGGAGAACAGGAAAUACCCGAAUAACCCUGCUCACUGUGUGACUUACCUCUGGGAGCAGCAAGAUGGCGGCCUGGGUGUACCAAGAUGGCGGCGGGUGCACAGGUGGUGUACUCUCACGAGUCGAAGGUGUACCAAGAUGGCGGCGUUGGAGUUUCCGGUGGGACUAGACUCUCUGUUUCCGUCAAGAGAAGACCAAGAUGGCGUCGCCCAGGGCUAGUUCCCAGGAUGAGAGCGGGGACUGUGUGAUGGGGAGAGGUAGGUCGGUCACUCACCGUCUGGAGGAGAGGAGGGGGAGUCAGGUUUAAUUAAUAGAUAUUCUUCUGUAUGUGGGGUUUAUAUACUGCAAGUGCCCUCAAUGAUUAAUGAUUCUGCUGUAUGUGGGGUUCAUAUACUGGAAGUGUCCUCAAUGAUUAAUGAUUCUGCUGUAUGUGGGGUUCAUAUACUGCAGGUGCCAAUGAUUGAUGAAAAGUUCUGCUGUAUGUGGGUUUCAUGUACUACAGGUGUCAAUGAUUGGGUUCAUAUAAUGUAAGUGCCCUUAAUUAAUAAUAACUGCUGCUGUAUAUGAAGUUCAUAUACUGCAGGAGUCCUCAAUGAAAGGUGCUGCUGUAUGUGGCAUUCAGAUACUGCAGGAGUCCUCAAUGAUUCAUGGGAAGUUCUGCUGUUAGUAGGAUUCACAGUAAUUAAUUAAAUUCGUCAGCCUGCAAUAUUAUUAUCUGUUUAAAUAUUUUGUCAAGAACAUAUAACAGCAACUAAUUGACACGUAAGUACUGUUAACGCAUGCAAAAGGUAAAGAGGGCACUGCAGUAUGUAGAAUUCAUAUACAGAUUCCUAAAUGAUUAAGAAAGCAUCAUAUUGGCCUGAAAUUAAUGGCCAGGAGCAUAAUUAACAGUUGCUAAUUGUAUUGUCUGUCAUUUGAUUGCUAAGCAGAAUCCAGCCUGGAAAUCUGGGCAGGAACAAGAAUCAUGAGUUAUGGGAUAACUCCAAGCACCAUAAGCACCGCUGAGUGACUGGCACCCUGCCAGAGUAAGUAAACAGACUGUCGAACGGUUUUACAACUUUCCUGGAUCCUCGUGCCACUUCCAUUGCCGCAGGAAGCAGCUGCUGCUGAACUAAACCUGACUGCGCAGACCUAAUAUAAUCAGCUGUCACUAAACCUGACUGCGCAGAGCUAAUACAAUCAGCUGUCACUAAGCCUGGCCGCGCAGAGCUAAUAUAAUCAGCUGUCACUGAACCUGACUGCGCAGAGCUAAUAUAAUCAGCUGUCACUGAGCCUGGCCACGCAAAGCUGCUAAUAAUCAGCUGUCACUAAGCCUGGCCGCGCAGAGCUAAUAUAAUCAGCUGUCACUAAACCUGACUGCGCAGAGCUAAUAUAAUCAGCUGUCACUAAGCCUGGCCAUGCAGAGCUAAUAUAAUCAGCUGUCACUAAGCCUGGCCGCCCAGAACUAAUAAUAAUCAGCUGUCACUGAGCCUGGCCGCCCAGAGUUAAUAUAAUCAGCUGUCACUAAGCCUGGCCGCCCAGAGCUAAUAAUAAUCAGCUGUCACUGAGCCUGGCCGCCCAGAGCUAAUAUAAUCAACUGUCACUUAGCCUGGCCGCGCAGAGCUAAUAUAAUCAGCUGUCACUGAGCAUGGCCGCGCAGAGCUAAUAUAAUCAGCUGUCACUAAGCCUGGCCACCCAGAGUUAAUAUAAUCAGCUGUCACUAAGCCUGGCCGCCCAGAGCUAAUAUAAUCAGCUGUCACUAAGCCUGGCCGCCCAGAGCUAAUAUAAUCAGCUGUCACUAAGCGUGACUGUGCAGAGCUAAUAUAAUCAGCUGUCACUAAGCCUGACUGCGCAGAGCUAAUAUAAUCAGCUGUCACUAAGCCUGACCGCGCAGAGCUAAUAUCAGCUGUCACUAAGCCAGGCCUCGCAGAGCUAAUAUAAUCAGCUGUCACUGUGCUAAGUCUGGCCUUGCAGAGCUAAUAUAAUCAGCUGUCACUAAGCCUGGCCGCCCAGAGCUAAUAUAAUCAGCUGCCACUAAGCCUGACUGCGCAGAGCUAAUAUAAUCAGCUGUCACUAAUCCUGACUGCGCAGAGCUAAUAUAAUCAGCUGUCACUAAGCCUGACUGCGCAGAGCUAAUAUAAUCAGCUGUCACUGUGCUAAGUCUGGCCUCGCAGAGCUAAUAUCAGCUGUCACUGAGCCUGACUGCGCAGAGCUAAUACAAUCAGCUGUCACUAAGCCUGGCCUUGCAGAGCUAAUACAAUCAGCUGUCACUAAGCCUGGCCUUGCAGAGCUAAUACAAUCAGCUGUCACUAAGCCAGGCCUCGCAGAGCUAAUAUAAUCAGCUGUCACUGUGGUAAGUCUGGCCUCACAGAGCUAAUAUAAUCAGCUGUCACUGAGCAAGGCCGCGCAGAGCUAAUAUAAUCAGCUGUCACUAAGCCUGACUGCGCAGAGCUAAUAUAAUCAGCUGUCACUAAGCCUGACUGCGCAGAGCUAAUAUAAUCAGCUGUCACUAAGCCUGACUGCGCAGAGCUAAUAUAAUCAGCUGUCACUAAGCCUGACUGCGCAGAGCUAUCAGCUGUCACUAAGCCUGACUGCGCAGAGCUAAUAUCAGCUGUCACUAAGCCUGACUGCGAGCUAAUAUCAGCUGUCACUAAGCCUGACUGCGCAGAGCUAAUAUCAGCUGUCACUAAGCCUGACUAAGCAGCUAAUAUCAGCUGUCACUAAGCCUGACUGCGCAGAGCUAUCAGCUGUCACUAAGCCUGACUGCGCAGAGCUAAUAUCAGCUGUCACUAAGCCUGACUGCGCAGAGCCAAUAUCAGCUGUCACUAAGCCUGACUGCGCAGAGCUAAUAUCAGCUGUCACUAAGCCUGACUGCGCAGAGCUAAUAUCAGCUGUCACUAAGCCUGACUGCGCAGAGCUAAUAUCAGCUGUCACUAAGCCUGACUGCGCAGAGCUAAUAUCAGCUGUCACUAAGCCUGACCGCGCAGAGCUAAUAUCAGCUGUCACUAAGCCUGGCUUUGCAGAACUAAUACAAUCAGCUGUCACUAAGCCAGGCUUCGCAGAGCUAAUAUAAUCACCUGUCACUGAGCCUGGUCGCCCAGAGCUAAUAUAAUCAGCUGUCACUGUGCUAAGCCUGGCCGCGCAGAGCUAAUAUCAGCUGUUACUAAGUCUGGCCUCGCAGAACUAAUAUAAUCAGCUGUCACUAAGCCAGGCCUCGCAGAGCUAAUAUAAUCACCUGUCACUGAGCCUGGUCGCCCAGAGCGAAUAUAAUCAGCUGUCACUGUGCUAAGCCUGGCCAUGCAGAGCUAAUAUAAUCAGCUGUCACUGAGCCUGGUCGCCCAGAGCUAAUAUAAUCAGCUGUCACUAAGCCUGACUGCGCAGAGCUAAUAUAAUCAGCUGUCACUAAGCCUGGCCACGCAGAGCUAAUAUAAUCAGUUGUCACUGUGCUAAGUCUGGCCUCGCAGAGCUAAUAUAAUCAGCUGUCACUAAACCUGGCCACGCAGAGCUAAUAAUAAUUAGCUGUCACUAAGCCUAGCCGCGCAAAGCUAAUAUAAUCUACCUACUGUUGAAAGGUGCCAGGGCUGUAGUGGUUAUGGUGCUUGGAGUGUUCCUUUAAUGAAAAUAUUUAAAAGGUAUAGCUGCAUUUUAAAAAUGUACAUAAUGCUGCUACAUUAUGUAAUAGAUUUAAAACAGAAGAAAAUAACCUUUAUCACAGACACAACUUCCAUAAAGAUGCAGGAAACCAGCAGAUCAAAUGACAGAGUAUUUUACCAUUGUUGCCUGUGAUUUAUUGUUUAUUUCCCCAUUAGGGCACGUUCUCCUCUGUAAUAACCCCAUGUUAAUUGCAGUAGCCCCUGUGCCUAAAAUGUGUUAAUUUUUCCAUAGAAAAUCCUAACCCUGAGCUGGGCAUGAACCCAGUUGACAGUCCUGCAGAGCAUGAAGCUGAACAGAACAAUCAUGGAGAGGACGACGAGGUGCUUGAGAGAGCCCUGAAAGAAGCGCAAAGGUUGGGAAGUCAUAAGGAUCCUGAGAUUAAAGUCCCUUCAGACGUCAGUGGUCCGCUGCUUGAGAUGUUCCUGCUUAUCAGUGGGAGUCACAUUCCCAUCCGGAGCCAGCAGAAGGGGGAUCCUGAAUUUAGCCAGGAGCAGAAGAUGGCCAUGCUACUUGAACUGUAUGACUCAAAACCUCUCGUGUUCCUUGAACGUUUCUGCAAGGUUCUGACGGAGGAACACUUACAGUGCUUCAGCCAUCUUAAAGGAGACUACACCGCCGAAUUCUACUGUAAGGAGGUCCGCAAGGCCUCUCUUAAGAAGCUGGAUCACACCCGAAUCCGAAACAAGAGGUACGCCGCCCUUCAGAAGCUUAUAACAGGUAACCUUCAUGUUAGUGCAGGUAUUUUAGGAAGUAAUGAAGUCAGUAUCCGUGUAUAGAUACUCAGUAUCAUUAUACAGAGCGGUGUGUUCAUUAUCAGUGUAUAGAUACUCAGUAUCAUUAUAUAGAGGGCGUGUUCAUUAUCAGUGUAUAGAUACUCCGUAUUAUUAUACAGAGCGGUGUGUUCAUUAUCAGUAUAUAGAUACUCAGUAUCAUUAUACAAAGCGUCGUGUUCAGUAUCAGUGUAUAGAUACUCAGUAUCGUUAUACAGAGCUGUGUGUUCAUUAUCAGUGUAUAGAUACUCAGUAUCAUUAUACAGAGCGUCGUGUUCAGUAUCAGUAUAUAGAUACUCAAUUAUUAUACAGAGCGGUGUGUUCAUUAUCAGUGUAUAGAUACUCCGUAUUAUUAUACAGAGCGGUGUGUUCAUUAUCAGUGUAUAGAUACUCCGUAUUAUUAUAGGAAAGGGUUUGUUCAUUAUCAGUGUAAUGCUGUUAAUUAUCUGUAUAUAGACUCUUACUCAUUCUAUUAAUAUCAGCAGUCCCUGUCAUUGUAUAGCUACUCUGUAUCAUUAUAUAUUGUGCUUUGCACAUGCAGCGGGGGAAUAUUUCAGCGAUGAGCAGAUGCGGGAGCGAGACCCUCUCAUGUACGAGCACUAUAUCGGCCAGUAUCAGAGCGAGGAGGAGAUCAUGUCCCAGAACAGGAAGGACAUGUCACAGGCCACCUGCCUGUCCGAUGUCCUUCUCGAUUCCUGCCAGGAGGAGGCACUGCAGAGGAGGCUUGAAGCCCAGAGGCAGCUGGAAGACGAUUGUAUGGAGGAGGAGGAGGAUGAAGAUGAAGAGGAUGAGAAGGAAGGUAUUGAAGAUCUCAUUGUGCUUUCAAGAAAUCUUGUGUUUCAAAAAACAAUACUUUCAUAUAUCUUUUAAUCAAUCCCAUAUUUAUCAGUUUUGCUAGUCCCUGCAUCAGCCUCCUGUAUGUAAUUAAACUUCAAUUUACAGAGCAGGAGAUAACUUCUAAAGUAAACAUACUGUGCUGUAACAUCUGAUUGAAAAUACUUAUUUUUAAUGCAGUCUGUUUCCGUCACAGUCGUGGUGUUGGACUAGGGCUGCAUAAACAUAAACAAAAGUGAUUUAACUCCUUAAGGGCAGUGAAUUGAACAGUGAGAGUGCGGAGACAUGAUCUAUACACCAAAACUGCUUUAUUAAAGGGUAAUUAUAGUGCAAAGUUGUUUUCCUAGCACUAUAUACCCCUGUCCCUCGCGCCCAAUCCCCCCCAAUAAGGGGUUUUAAUCCUACUAAACACAAAACAUAACGUUUAUUACGAUUGUCAUUAAAAUUUCUCACUAAAGUUGUUUUGGUGCCAAGAGUUUCCCUUUAGCUCAGGAUGUACAGGGUUAUUUACAAAAGUGAAAAUCCAAAGUAAAUUUCAAAUUUAAGGCCAAAGUAGUCGAACUUGGACCACAACUGAGGGGGGGAAUUCUUUUGGUUUUACUAUUUUGGCCUUAAAUGGGAAUUCCCAAUAAUCCUCCCUUUAGUAAAUGACCCUGUUGGUGUCCUUUCUGUAAGACUGUCAGGAGCUAAAUCUGCUCAGACUGCUCGCCGCAUGCCUGAUGUUUUGCAAUAAAGGGGCAGGUCAGCAUUUUAUCUGCCCAGGGAUCCUGAAAUAAACCCAGUGCUGUGCAGUCAGAACACAAACUGCAGGGCUGCCACACACUAUUCAGAUUAUUUACUGCUAACCUUCUGUGCUCUAUCAUAGAGUCAGAGCUUCAGUCAGAUGGAGAGCAAGCCAUGGACAGUGAGGAGAGAGCUCUCAUGAGAGAAGAAUUCAUCAGUCGCAUGCACCAGAGAUUCCUGGAUGGAAUGGAUCGAGACUUUGACUAUAGGUACUUACAAACUCAUAGCUCCUUCUGUCUGUGUCACCCUGCAGUGGGAGGAACAGACUCCGUGUCCCAUAACUCCUUCUGUCUGUGUCACCCUGCAGCGGGAGGGACAGACUCCGUGUCCCAUAGCUCGCUUCGGUCUGUGUCACCCUGCAGUGGGAGGGAGAGACUCCUUGUCCCAUAGCUCCUUCUGUCUGUGUCACCCUGCAGUGGGAGGGACAGACGCUGUGUCCCAAAGCUCCUUCUGUCCUCGUCACCCUGCAGUGGGAGGGAAAUACUCUGUGUCCCAUAGCUCCCUCUGUCUGUGUCACCCUGCAGUGAGAGGGACAGACUGUGUGUCCCCCAUAGCUCCUUCUGUCUGUGUCACCCUGCAGUGGGAGGGACAGACUGUUUGUCCCAUAGCUCCUUCUGUCUGUGUCACCCUGCAGUGGGAGGGACAGACUCCGUGUCCCAUAGCUCCUUCUGUCUGUGUCACCCUGCAGUGGGAGGGACAGACUCUGUAUCCCAUAGCUACCUUCUGUCUGUGUCACCCUGCAGUGGGAGGGACAGACUCCGUGUCCCAUAGCUCCUUCUGUCUGUGUCACCCUGCAGUGGGAGGGACAGACUCCGUGUCCCAUAGCUCCUUCUGUCUGUGUCACCCUGCAGUGGGAGGGACAGACUCCGUGUCCCAUAGCUCCUUCUGUCUGUGUCACCCUGCAGUGGGAGGGACAGACUCUGUGUCCCGUAGCUACCUUCUGUCUGUGUCACCCUGCACUGGGAGGGAAUGACUCCGUGUCCCAUAGCUACCUUCUGUCUGUGUCACCCUGCAGUGGGAGGGACAGACUCUGUGUCCCAUAGCUACCUUCUGUCUGUGUCACCCUGCAGUGGGAGGGAAAGACUCUGUAUUGAAAGUGCUUGUUGUUUUUUUAUUACAUAUAUUUUAUGAUUAUUGUUAUUACAGUUAUAUUCUUUUUUUUCUGACAGUGAAGUUGAUGAGAACCCAGAUUUUGAUAACCUGGAUAUUGUCACACAUGAUGAGGAAGAGCGAUACUUUGAUGAUAAUGAUGAUGAUGAUGAUAUGGAAGCCACAGAAACCGAGGUGGAAGAAAAGGGGGUAAAAGAGUGACUAAUUAGACCUCCGCACUUGUUCCUUUCACAUUGUGCUCUGAACAUGGCGUAAUGUGCACGCCACGCCGUUAUUCUCCCUGGAGUCAUCCAGCGGCUUUUCUACCAAGGGUUUCCACAGUAAGACCACUCAGUGAACCUGCCCUGUCUGAGUGCUUUACAGACCAUGUCCACUAGAGGUCAGCAGGGUCCCAAACCUCAAGAGUUCAUUCACUGGAAACGCAUCUGACACAAAAAUAAAGACUGUUUAAUGGCUGCAGAUAUAGGGUGUAACAUGGACACCACAAAAACCUUCUCAGGAUGUGACACAUAAGCUAGCAUCGUGGAGCAGGAGGUAUUUGUCCCUUUAUAAUUCUAUAGAAAGACAAUGUGCGUGCCAGCGUUCUACAUUAGAACUGUGACCAGUUGAUCAGAGCGUUUUCCUAAAUCUCGUGUCACUGACCGCCUUCAAGCCAUGCGGCUUGUGACGUGAAUACGUUGAGCAUCCCUCUCCAUGUUUCACAGCAUAGUCUGUUUACACUGGGGUUUCCUUUUUAAUAAACAGCCAGCCGUAUUGAAUUUAACAUACAGGAUAAAGUCGCCAAGCUGUAUCUAUAGUGAGUUGGAGGAUUUUUCUGCUCAUUUUCCCAGUGUCUCUUGCUUAUUGUUUACUGACCCCAGAGUAUAUUGAAUCUUGCCGAUAAGCUCCGAUAUUUGUCAUUAUCUAGUUUGCGCUCAUUUUCCUUCCAUUUCAUUUCUUGAGGAACAUGUGGAGUCACUUGUAACGUAAUGAUUGAAUGGCGGCUGACAUUGAAUAGGCACCUUUCACACAAAAUAACCACACUUUCCCAUGAUCCUCUGCAACAAAAUGUCUCCCGUGUGCUGGUUUUGCAGACACACUUUCCGCAGGAUUGUAAGAAUAGAAGUUUGUUUUAAAUAAUCCUACCCUCCGGAUUGUUAACUUGUUUCCCUGCAUCAUUAUGCACAGCUUCCUGCCCGUCUGUAUUUUUAGUUUAAAUUAGAGUCAAAGAAUAGGCACCAAUCUAAUUCCUUGUACAUUAUUUGGGUUAAAAAAAAGUAUCCUUUUUUUUUUUUUUCUCUUCCUUUUUUUUUUCAUACGAAGCUAGUAACUUUAGGAUGUAGUCUAAUAAAACCAAAAUGUGUUAGUUAAAUCUCGCCUUAAUAAUAUAAAAACCUUUUCCUACCUGCCAUGACCAUUGAGAGCUGGCUGGUUAACCUAGAUGUUUGUGGAAUACGCUUCCGAUAAUGCACAGCUAUUCCAGGAAUAUCUGGGAUUGCCGUCUCUGUUCUGUAGAGACUAGAGACUGUGUGUUCGUCUCAGUUUAUGGUUAAGAAACCAGAAUCUCUGUAAGAUGAGCCCAUUUUGGGGAUUUUUCCUUUUGUGAAACUUUUCAAUAUGCAUUUAACUAAAUAAGAAAGAUGGAUGCUAUUAAAUAAAUGCUUAUAUAUUUGUUAGCUUGUUUCUGAAUGUUUUCUGCAAGGAUUUCUUUAAGUUUUUACAUUCGAUUAAAAUGUUAUAUUUUGUACAGAUGAAUACAUAUUUUCUAAAAUUAGAAUAUAUUAAAAAAAAAAAUAAAAAAUGGUCUUGGCGAUGGGGGAGAUAUGAUCGGUUAAUGGAAAGGCUUAUAAAUACCUCGG